AUGACCCCGACACUCAUGACCCUGCUCUGCCUUGGACUGAGUCUGGGUCCCAUGAUCAAGAGCAGACAGUUGAAGACUCUCCCCAAACCCAUCUUCUGGGCUGAGCUAGGCUCUGUGAUCAUCUGGAGGAGCUCUGUGACCAUGUGGUGUCAGGGGACUCCAGAGGCCCAGAUGUACUAUUUGGAUAAAGAGGGAAGCUCAUCAAUCUGGGACAGAAAGAACUCCCUGGAACCUGGGAACAAGGUCAAGUUUAACAACCAACGCAUGACAGACCACUAUGCAGGGCGAUAUUCUUGUCACUAUCACAGCCCUGCAGGAUUGUCAAAGACCAGUGACCCCCUGGAACUGGUAGUGACAGGAUCCUACAGGAAACCCACCCUCGCAGCCCUGCCAAGUCCUCUCAUGAUCACAGGAGGGAGCAUUACCCUUCAGUAUGGCUCAGGACUAGGUUUUAGCAGGUUUGUUCUCACUGAGGAAGGAGAAAACAGGCUCUCCUAGACCCAGGAUUCACAGCAACACUCCUAUGGGCAGUCCCAGGCCCUGUUCCCUGUGGGCCCCAUGAAGCCCAGUCACAGGUGGAAGUUCAGAUGCUAUGGCUAUUAUAGGAACACCCCACAGGUGUGGUCAGAACCAAGUGAUCCUCUGGAUAUUCCGAUCACAGGAGCAGCAGAGAUCACCAGCCCAUCACAGAACAAGUCAGACUCCAAGACUGCCUCGCAGCCCCAGGAUUACACAGUGGAGAAUCUCAUCCACAUGGGCAUGGUUGGCUUGAUCCUAGGGGUACUUGGGAUUAUACUAUUUGGUGCUUGGCACAGCCAGAGAAUUCCCCAGGAUGCAGCCAGAAGGUAA
This is a messenger RNA of Carlito syrichta (Philippine tarsier), 849 nucleotides long. RefSeq names its product leukocyte immunoglobulin-like receptor subfamily A member 5. Lineage: Eukaryota; Metazoa; Chordata; Mammalia; Primates; Tarsiidae. Gene Ontology annotation, biological process: cytokine-mediated signaling pathway. The transcript is spliced from 6 exons. Gene Ontology annotation, molecular function: inhibitory MHC class I receptor activity. The record is from RefSeq and is a predicted model, not a curated record.